Messenger RNA from Elgaria multicarinata webbii, 3434 nucleotides. It is a transcript of the gene BRDT, whose product is annotated as bromodomain testis associated. Lineage: Eukaryota; Metazoa; Chordata; Lepidosauria; Squamata; Anguidae. Gene Ontology annotation, cellular component: chromatin; nucleus. Gene Ontology annotation, biological process: regulation of DNA-templated transcription; chromatin remodeling. The coding region runs from base 1 to 3108 and encodes 1035 amino acids. The record is from RefSeq and is a predicted model, not a curated record. The transcript is spliced from 19 exons.
AUGACUUCCCCAAGUCAACAGCAUAUGACAAUUGUCAAUCCUCCCCCUCCAAAAUAUGUCAAUACUCAAGGAACUGGGCAUUUAACAAAUCAGCUUCAAUAUUUGCAGAGGGUGGUCAUGAAAGCAAUGUGGAGGCAUAACUUUUCCUGGCCAUUUCAUCAGCCUGUAGAUGCUGCAGGUCUAAAACUUCCAGAUUAUUAUAAUAUUAUUAAAAAACCAAUGGACUUGACUACAAUUCAGAAACGUCUGGAACACAACUAUUACGCAUGCGCUGUGGAAUGUAUCGAAAACUUUAAAACGAUGUUCGCAAAUUGCUAUUUGUAUAACAAGCCGGGUGAUGACAUUGUUUUCAUGGCCCAGGAGCUCGAAAAAGUCUUUCUGCAGAAAGUUGCACAGAUGCCUGCAGAGGAGAAAAUAGUGGCGAUCAAUAAAGGAAAACGAAAGUGGAAAAAACCAGCCGUUGCUGAGCAAUCUGACAUGGGCAUCUCUCAAGUUAAGCAAAGCCAACGGCCAAAGCCGCCUAGGAAAGUUAAGCAAUUUCAGAUGGUGAGGACGAUGCCACAGCAACAUGCCCCAGAACCUUCACCUGUAACUGUAUCAUCAAAUGUAAUGCCAGCUACUGAAACAGUAACCAAAGGUAUAAAACGGAAGGCUGAUACUACUACUGCAAACAUCACAGCAAGCAGCGAAUCCUCUCCAGCACCCAAUGAACCCAAGAUUGUGAAGAUCUCCUCUAAGGAGGAGUGUGAAGAAUCCCUAUCAAAAAGAGGCAUGGCAGACUCCCGGCAACCACCAGAACCCAUAAAAAGCAUAAAGCUAACAGAACCACUGAAAUACUGUAACGAGAUCCUCAUAGAAAUGUUUUCCAAACAGCAUGCAGCAUAUGCUUGGCCUUUUUACAAACCGGUAGAUGUUACAGCCUUUGGACUCGAAGAUUAUCAUGACAUUAUUAAAUAUCCUAUGGAUCUUGGAAUGAUUAAAAAGAAAAUGGAAAACUAUGAGUAUAAAGAGACACAAGAAUUUGCUGCUGAUGUUAGGCUAAUGUUUAUGAACUGCUACAGAUACAACUCUCCAGACCAUGAGGUGGUGGCAAUGGCAAGGAAACUCCAGGAUGUCUUUGAGAUGCAGUUUGCCAAAAUUCCAGAUGAGCCAGCUACCUGUAGGCCUCUGCUGACACCCAUUGCAAGGAUGGCAGCACCUAUUUCGAGUGAGAGCAGCAGUGACACCUCCUCUGAGGACUCGGAAGAAGAAAGAGCAAGGCGCCUUGAAGAGCUCCAGGAUCAACUUAAGGCUGUUCAUCAGCAAUUGCAAGCUUUGGCUAAAACAACCUUACCCAGAUUGAAAAAGAGGAAAAAAGGAAAACCCAAGAAGGAGAAAAGAAAAAACAAAGUCAAAGACAGGACUGGGAGUCAAAAGAAGAAAAAGAUGAAGCAAAUGAAGAAGCUGAAGAAGAAAAUGUCUUUGAACAUUCGUUCAAAGAAAAUCAAGCCGCAAGAGGAGCCAGCGCACAAGUCUGAGGACGAGGAUAAUGCCAAGCCUAUGAGUUAUGAUGAAAAGAGGCAGUUAAGUUUGGACAUAAAUAAACUCCCGGGAGAAAAGCUUGGCAGAGUGGUCUAUAUUAUUCAGUCAAGGGAACCUUCGCUGAGACACUCAAAUCCUGAUGAAAUAGAAAUAGACUUUGAAACUCUCAAAGCAUCAACACUAAGGGAGCUGGAGAAAUAUGUAAUGGCUUGUUUGAGAAAAAGGCCAAAGAAACAUUAUGCGAAAAAAUCCAAAGAAGAACUUAAUUUUGAGAAGAAACAAGAAUUAGAAAGGAGGCUGCUGGAUGUCAAUGGGCAGCUCAACUCUAGAAAAGAAAGUGCAAAAUGUAGUGCUCCUCCCUGUCUUGCAGCUGAAAAUAAUGCCGUUCCAAAGAUCAUUGGAGGGCCAAGCCGGCUGAGUGAAAGCAGCAGUAGCAGUAGCAGCACCUCCUCUGACUCAGCGAGCACCAGCAAUGAUUCCAGCUCCUCUGGCAGCAGCGAUUCUGAAUCAGAAAUGUGCUUAAAACAAAAUGGGAAUGGGAAAAAGGAUUUGUUUUGCAGAGAGCAGCUUAAGAUGCCACUGCUUCAUCGAAGGAUGUCCUGCAAUAUUAUCCCCCAACUACAAAACUCUUUGCCUGCUGGCAUGCCGUCUCAGAUGGGGAUCGGCCACCAGAUACUGCAACAUGCCCAAUCUUUACAGCGUACCCCGCUUAAACUUCGAGAGCAAAGCAUCCUCUCUCCUGCAGGAAUUGUGGCUGUUGUGUCCCCAUUGCACUGUACUCCAGUUCAACAAGGACCUCAAAGCGGCUUACUGGUAGCCCACUCCUCUGUUAUUCAGUCUCCUCCUAUGCUUUCGGAGGUGUCUUGUUGCUGCUCCUCCCCAAAUAUCCCGUCGAGUGAUACCAAAGAGAUUGGAAAAACAUCAUCAUUGCAUCUGGCGCAACCAUCUGCUCUCUGUACUGAAACCUCUUUGGGAACUGCCAACUCAAACCCUAUUAAUCAAGAACAAAAACUGAAGACUAGUUUCCCAGAUGGUCCGUGUGGGCAACGUAGGAUUGAUUCGGCACAUGCCAGUGUUCCAGCAAGCUGUUCUGAUAAUUGUGAGGGUAAAAAAAAGAGAGAUACUAAACCUCAAAUUCCUCUAGCGAAGGGCAUAAAAGUCAAGCAUGCAGAUUCCUGGACAAGUUUAGGUAAGAUGAUACCUGCUCCAGUCUCAAUCAAGUCCUCCAAUGAAAGCUUCAGGCAGUUCCAAAAAGCAGCCCUAGAAAAAGAAGAAAGUGACUGGGCAAAGGAACGAAAAAAGCAAUUGGAGCAAACCGAAAGGAAACUGAAAAACCUCCCUCAGGAAAAAGAGAGAAACCUUGGAGAAACAGAUUUGAAAUCCACUGCAGUAAAAGCAAGCUGUUCACCCAUAAAAGGAGAGGCAUAUACAAAAGAGCAACUUCACUCACCACAAAAUCUUGUUGCAGACCGUAACUUGGCAAGGAAAAUGGAGCAAGAGCGCAGAAGGAGAGAAGCGCUGGCAGGCACUAUUGAUAUGAAUUUUCAAAGUGAUGUUAUGGCAACCUUUGAAGAAACCCUGCAGUGAGAAGAAUGGAAGAUGGGUAAAAUGCGGGUAACGUUCUUUACAAAGUGAUGAUGGAUUCCAGACCACUGAGCCUGACAUGGGAAUAAGCUUCUUCAGAUGGAACAUCACCACAAUUGUUAACUGUUCAAAAACCAGUGUAUUACUGCAAUAAAUUCAGUUUUAUAAAGCAGGUAACAUUAAAAUCAUAAAAGGACGUGUAAACUUCUUAGUGUAAAGGCAUAAUUGGUCAGUAGCUAACUCGUUUACAACACAGUUUUCUGAACACAGUCACAGUUGAAAUACAACUUCUACUUCCAAACAUUUUAACCCUCUGUUUUCAAAAAAAC